This is a messenger RNA of Austrofundulus limnaeus, 3389 nucleotides long. RefSeq names its product NUAK family SNF1-like kinase 1. The coding region runs from base 109 to 2136 and encodes 675 amino acids. Gene Ontology annotation, cellular component: cytoplasm. The record is from RefSeq and is a predicted model, not a curated record. Lineage: Eukaryota; Metazoa; Chordata; Actinopteri; Cyprinodontiformes; Rivulidae. Gene Ontology annotation, molecular function: tau-protein kinase activity; ATP binding. Gene Ontology annotation, biological process: intracellular signal transduction; protein phosphorylation; microtubule cytoskeleton organization. The transcript is spliced from 7 exons.
CCCCCCCCCCCCCCCCUACAUGGGCAUCUCGAGGCGCUGCUCCCCACACAGAGCUCACUCGGGGCCGCUACUGACAAGGUGACGCGCCGCCGGACGUUCCGGAGGAGGAUGGGCAGACGCGAGGCGCACGGCGGAGGCGCAGUGAGCACCAGCCGCGGCUCCGAGCUCGGACGCCUGCAGGACGCGGCGUCCGGCGGCCAGCGGGGCGAGAUGGACAGCCGGCCGCCCUGCAGCGCGGACAGGAGACGGGGAGGCGCAGACACCGAGGAGGUGAAGAAGCACCAGCACAAACACAACCUGAAGCACCGGUACGAGGUGAUGGAGACCCUGGGCAGAGGCACCUAUGGGAAAGUGAAGAAGGCGGUGGAGAAAGCCACCAUGAGAACGGUGGCGAUCAAGUCAAUCCGCAAGGAGCGGAUUACUGAUGACCUGGACAGAAUCCACAUCCAGAGAGAGAUCGAGAUCACUUCUUCACUCAGACACCCCAAUAUCACACGCUUCCAUGAAGUGUUCGAGAGCCGGGGCAAGAUCGUGAUCGUGAUGGAGUACGCCAGCAGAGGGGAGCUGUACGAUUACAUCCAGGAGAGGAAGCAACUGCCAGAACCAGAAGCCCGAAGCAUCUUCAGACAGAUCACAGCUGCCGUCCACUACUGCCACAAGAACGGUGUCGUGCAUCGAGACCUCAAACUCGAGAACAUCCUUUUAGAUCAAGACUUUAAUGUUAAGCUGGCUGAUUUUGGCCUUUCCAACUGUUUCCAGAGGGGCUCGUUGCUGCAAACCUACUGUGGAAGUCCUCUUUAUGCCUCCCCAGAGAUAGUGAAGGGGCUGCCAUACCAAGGACCAGAGGUGGACUGCUGGGCUCUGGGGGUUCUGCUGUAUGCGUUGAUUUACAGCAGCAUGCCAUUUGAUGGGGCCAAUCACGCUAAGCUCACAGAGCAGAUCAGCCAGGGCCAUUAUCGCAGACCCAACCCACCCUCAGACGCCUGUGCUCUCAUUGAUUGGCUGCUGACGGUGCGAGCAGACGAAAGGGCCACGAUAGAAGACGUGGCCAACCACUGGUGGGUGAACUGGGGUUAUGAGGAGAGCGUGUGUGACUGCCCUUCAUCGCCGCACCAAGAAUGCCCUUCCCCCCUGCUGGCUCGCUACAUCGACUGGCAGAAUCGGGUCGGCGCCACUGCCGACAUGACUGUCGACCCUGAGGCCCCAGACCUCUCCUGUCCCGAGACGUUUUACUUUAGCUCUCCUCUGAAGAACGAUUGUGGCAGGUUGGGAAGGAUACAUGGAGGAAUAUCGAACCUCAGAAAGUCCCGCAAAGAGAACGUCAUUCCCCAGAACUCCCCGGGAGCUUGUGGCGGUGUUUGUUCGACAGCUGCCUCUUCGAUUUCCAGCGGUGAAAGAAGGAAGCCUAAAGGCAUACUGAAACACCAGAGGAGCUUGGAUUCGGUCUUUCACAACCCGACGAAGGAGAACUCUUCCUCUCAGCAGUGCGGCACACUCCCCCAACCUCAUCAGACACAAACGCUUCCUCACACGCGCACGGAUAACUUGCCCAGAAGCCUUCCACAUCCUUCUGCRUUCAGUCAGCCUUCAUUUAAAAUGCCAAAGAAAGGAAUCCUGAAGAACUUGUAUGUUGGCGAGUCGGGUAAUGGUGCCAAAGGAAAAGGCUCCGAAGCGGGAGUCAAAGAUGGCGAUGCGGGACAGUCGGGCUCCCACAAACAGCAAACCCCUUCCCCAGCUGCAGAGGACAGCCUCGCCAUGCGCACAGAAGCGGUGAGGCGACGCAAGGGUAUUCUCAAACGGAACGGCAAAUUCUCCUGCAGUCUGGAUCUCCCCGACAGCCCCAGCCCGUCCCAGCCCUGUCCGGCCCUCGCAAUGUUCCCGGAGGCUCUGCAGAAUCUCCUACUGGCCACAGGGGCCGCCGAGGGCYGCCGCAGCCGCCCCUCCAGCGUGGUCAGCGAGGAUAGCCUCUUCUCCUCCGAUUCCUUCGACCUGCUGGACCUCAGCACCCAGUCGCAGCAAAAGUUUUUCUCUAACGUGACGCAGCGAAGCRUUUGCAGUGCUGAGGAGAACCUGGAGCAGACUGAGACUGUCGGGGCUGACACAGACAAAAAUGGACGAAAAGAAAUGCCAGUUUAAGUAGAGGAAAUAACACAUAUCCCCAAACUCUGGGAUAAUUGCAUCUCAAGUCCACCAACUCUCCUGAGUGUUGCAUCAAUAYAAGGCACCAUUUUUAAUGCAUCUGMUUGUAUUGGGUGAUUCYACAACCACAACAAAAUGAGCGACAAGUGAAACCUAAAGGGUUUCYGCUGCCCUGCCUGCCUGACUGAAUAUUCUGUUCCAUGAAUUCACUUUGACCUCACCUGUAGCUCACAUACAAUAUGAGGACCAAUACAGAUACAUCUAUUUUAAUGCUUUUCAAAACUCUGCACAAAAACAGAACUUUAAAUGCCACAUUUACAUCAUAUUUUCUCUAAUGGAAAGCACUUUUAGGAAAGCCAGUUUAAAUUUAUGUUGUGUGAUGCUAUAGCUUCUAAACUGAACAGGUGGAAUAUUUUAUGGCAACAUUUAUUAAUGUUUUGGAAGCAUCACACAAAUGUUAUUUCAGUGGUUUCUAGCAUAUUUGAAUGCAGAUUUGAUCUUCUGAAAAAAUGCUCUAUGUCUAAUUGGGUUUAUAUCCUUUAUUAUUUCUUCAUGCAUCACCCUGCUAAUGACAUGAUUGGCUUAAUUCGGGGCCCUUCAACAUCCGGCCAGCCAGUUUUAAGAUUUUUUUAUUAUUAUUGAAUUUUGAAUCCAUUAUUUAAAUUGUAUGCUUCAGGGCAACAAAAUAAGCCAUUUUAAAAGGUAAAAAAUAAUAAUACUUGUUCUUUUUUUUUACAUAAUGCAGCGUUUCCCCUACCACCAUUGGGCAACAGCGCCACCCCUGGCCCCUGCUGUUGGCUUUGAGUAACUGUGGCCCACUAAGCAAUAUAAUUGAAAAGCCCCGGCUUAAUUUAUUAAUAAUUUCAUUGAUAACAUCUGUGCAUAUCUGUAUCCAAGAGAGUCAAAGCMGCUGGUAUGUUUAUGCUUUACAUUUAAAUGCUGAAUAGGAAGCUAAAGUCAAGUUUUAUUAUACCAUCUUUUAUUAUAAAGUAUUCUUUACAGUGUUGGUUUAUGUUCAGUCUGCUCUUUUGCACCAACAGUCAGUGUGAACAAUAGAUUUACUGCGUUGCGUUUUGCUGUGACAACAACUGCGCUGCUGUGGAAGUUUAAGGUGAUGUGUGCAGAGGAUAUUUGUAACAUUAUGUUUUUAAUGUCAUGACUUUAACAAGGCAGUUAUGUGUGUUGGACUAUUUUGUAUGUUUGUUUUUGUUGUUCAGCUGUUGACAAUAAAUUAUUUGAACCUCAAACUA